CGUGGACGGAUUCAUUGAAACAUCGUACUCAAACGGAUUGACCCGUUACCAUACUAAUUCAAAGGUAAACUCAUUGAUUAAUUCCACCACCCAACACAAGCAAGUAAUCUUCCCUAUUAGUAUUAACUAAUAUCUACUACAUACACAUAACCACUCCAUGCCAUGCCAUUUUGUAUGGUUCCAUUAUUUCCACAACAUAAAAUUUUCAGUUAUGGCAUCGUCUUGCAACUAUAUGAAACCUCAUCUUCUUGCUUUCUUUCAUGUAACACUAUCACUCUCGCUUCUUGUAACAUCUCAUGCAGCUCCAUUAACUUUCAACUAUGACAACCUUAGUAGUGACAAAACACAUGCUUUAAAUUUUUCAGGUGAUGUCUACCAUGACAACCAAGUCCUCCAACUCACGAGGUACGAGAAAGACAGUCUAGGUAGAGUCACAUAUUCAAAACUAUUUCAUCUUUGGAACAUAAACACGAGUGAAGUCACGGAUUUUACUACUCGUUUCUCAUUUACUAUCAACACCCUCAACAAAACCGAUCAUUCAGAUGGAAUCACCUUCUAUUUGGCACACCCCAAUUUUCCACUACCUGUUCCAAGAGAUGGAAGUGGUAUUGGUCUCAUGAGCAGCGUUCAAUUAGCUACUCCAAAUUACACAAAAGAAAAUCCCUUUGUGGCUGUGGAAUUUGAUACAUUUGUCAAUACAUGGGAUCCUACAUAUGAUCAUGUGGGGAUUGAUGUUAAUUCAAUCAGUACUUCUUACACAACCCAAUGGUUCACUAGCUUGGACGAAAGAGGAUAUGAUGUUGAUAUUAGUUACAAUUCUAGUUCAAACAAUUUAAGUGUCACCUUCACAGGUUAUGGAGAUAACAACACAAUCCAACAGAAUUUGUUUCAAAUUGUCAAUCUAAGAGAAGUCCUACCUGAUUGGGUUGAAUUUGGCUUCACUUCAGCAACAGGGUUGUUUUGGGGGGAGGAACAUACUCUUAGGUCAUGGUCCUUCAACUCUAGUUUAGAUUUUGAAGCACACAAAGACGAAGGAAAAACAGGACUUGUUAUGGGACUAGCAGUGGGAUUAGGAAUUGGUGGAUUUGUUUUGAUUGGUGUAUUGGGUCUUUUUUCCAUUGUGUUGUGGAAGAAGUGGAAGAAAGAAAGUGAAGAGGAAGAUGGUGAAUUUGAAGAGUACAUGGGAGAGGAUUUUGGAAGGGGGGCAGGACCUAGGAAGUAUACAUAUGCAGAAUUAGCACACGCAGCUAAUGAUUUCAAAGACGAGUAUAAGCUAGGACAAGGAGGAUUUGGAGGUGUUUAUAGAGGUUUUCUUAAAGACACAAAAUCUUAUGUUGCUGUUAAGAGGGUGUCAGAAGAUUCACAUCAAGGAAUAAAGGAGUUCGCAUCAGAAGUAACAAUUAUUAGCAAAUUAAGGCAUAGAAAUCUAGUGCAAUUGAUUGGUUGGUGUCAUGAAAGAAAAAAGCUUUUACUUGUAUAUGAGUACAUGCCAAAUGGUAGUUUAGACAUUCAUCUUUUCAAAAAUCAAAGUUUCUUGAAAUGGGGUGUUAGAUAUACAAUAGCUAGAGGCUUGGCUUCUGCACUGUUAUAUUUGCAUGAAGAAUGGGAACAAUGUGUUGUACAUAGAGACAUAAAAGCAAGUAACAUCAUGUUGGAUUCAGAGUUUAAUGCAAAACUUGGAGAUUUCGGUUUAGCAAGGUUUGUGGACCAUGCAAAAGGUGCACAAACUACAGCUUUAGCAGGGACUUUGGGAUACAUGGCUCCUGAAUGUGCUACCACAGGAAGAGCUAGUAAAGAAACAGACGUGUAUAGUUUUGGUAUUGUUGCUUUAGAGAUAGCUUGCGGAAGAAAACCUAUAAUAAACCUUAAGGCUCAAGAAAAUGAAAUACAUAUUGUGGAGUGGGUUUGGGGGCUAUAUGGAAGAGGGAAAAUUCUUGAAGCAGUAGAUCCAAAACUAGAUGGAGAUUUUGAACAAGAACAAAUCAAGUGCAUGAUGAUUGUUGGUCUUUGGUGUGCUCAUCCUGAUCCUAAUAAUAGGCCUUCAAUAAGACAAGCUAUUCAAGUGCUUAAUUUUGAAGUUCCACUUCCUAAUCUUUCAUCAAGUAUGCCUGUACCAACAUAUCUUGAGGGGCCUUUAAACUCUUUUUCAGCUCCAUUCAGCACAAAUAAUUCAGAGGAAAGUCAAAACCAGAAUAUAAAAAGCUUUAGUUCAACUUCAAACUCAUCUUGCUAUUCCGUAUCCUCUAAGACUCUUGCUUUUGAAAAUAACCAAACAAGGACCUCACAAUCAACCUUUGAUGUCAUUUCUCCAUCGGCUGCACUUCUAAAUACAUACCAAUAGUUAGAUUUCUUUUUUAAGAUUUUUUUUCUCAUUUAUGCAUGUUUUUCUUGUUGAUUUGCGUUUGUGCUUGUAUAUUUUGCAUAAUUUUUUUAUCAUCAAUAUGCAUUAGUAUAAAGGGUUAGGUUUGGUUGAGUCAAUUGGGUGUCCCUCAUCCGACAUGCACAUUUGACUAAUCUAGUAUUUUAGACAGAACUGGAUAGAAUCGAUGGGUACAAUUCGAUAAACAAUUAAUUAGUUACACCAAACCUAAGCAUAAGACAAUGUACAAUUUAAAACUCUUCCAAAAAAACAUAUUAUUCACAUAAUAUUUUCAAAAUUACAAAACACAUUACAUGUUAUCUUUCUUUCUUACACACACAG
Molecule: messenger RNA, 2701 nt
Organism: Medicago truncatula (barrel medic)
Lineage: Eukaryota; Viridiplantae; Streptophyta; Magnoliopsida; Fabales; Fabaceae
Product: L-type lectin-domain containing receptor kinase IX.1
Exons: 1
Coding region: 158-2341 (727 amino acids)
Biological process (GO): protein phosphorylation
Molecular function (GO): protein kinase activity; carbohydrate binding; ATP binding
Source: RefSeq, a predicted model, not a curated record